AUGGAACACACCUGCGGCGCUUGCUUAUCGCAAGUUGACGUUAGAGAAGAGCAAAUAAUUCAAUGCACUCGUUGCGUCCUAAUUUAUCACCCAUUAUGUUUGAAUAUAAAUGACCUAGAAUUUGAUAAACUUGAGCAAGAUUAUUUAAAUUCGUGGGAAUGUCCAAACUGUACCAGCAGAGUGCCAAAAAAUCUCAUCGGCAAAUGUAGAUCGCCUGCCAAGCAGCCCUGCUACCUCCCGCCCGUCCAAAAGAAAGGCACUACUGUCACCGAUGUCGGGUUCCGGGAACGACACUCUCACUAA
Messenger RNA from Leptosia nina, 303 nucleotides. The record is from the annotation of a GenBank genome assembly. Lineage: Eukaryota; Metazoa; Arthropoda; Insecta; Lepidoptera; Pieridae.